GGGAGGGUGGGUGUGCGCUGGGCAGCCGCCACCGGAGGAGGGGCCGGAGGGUGGCGCGGAGCCCGCGCUUUUCCCCGCCGCCCCGAUGAAGUUGGCGGGGGACAGCGCGGGGCGGGCAUGGCAGAGAUGCGGCCGGGGCCUGCGGCGGGGCUGCAGCUCAGCGCGCUGCCCGACCACUCCCCGCUGCUGCAGCCCGGCCUGGCCGAGCUGCGGCGCCGAGCCCGGGCGGCGGGCGCUCCGCCGACGCCUCUGCCACUCACCGACUCCUUCCUGCUGCGGUUCCUGCGCGCCCGGGACUUCGACCUCGACCUGGCCUGGCGGUUACUGAAAAACUAUUAUAAGUGGAGAGCAGAAUGUCCAGAAAUAAGUGCAGAUCUGUGCCCUAGAAGUAUUCUGGGACUUCUGAAGGCUGGUUACCUCGGAGUCCUGAGAGCCAGAGAUCCCACUGGCAGCAAAGUUCUUAUUUACAGAAUCGCACAAUGGGACCCCAAAGUUUUCACAGCUUAUGAUGUUUUUCGCGUAAGUCUAAUCACAUCCGAGCUUAUUGUACAGGAGGUAGAAACGCAACGGAAUGGUAUCAAGGCUAUCUUUGAUCUAGAAGGCUGGCAGUUUUCUCAUGCUUUUCAAAUCACCCCAUCCGUAGCCAAGAAGAUUGCUGCUGUUCUUACAGAUUCCUUUCCAUUAAAAGUUCGUGGUAUCCAUUUGAUAAAUGAGCCAAUAAUUUUCCAUGCUGUCUUUUCCAUGAUUAAACCAUUCCUGACUGAAAAAAUUAAGGAACGGAUUCACAUGCACGGGAACAAUUACAAACAAAGCUUACUUCAGCAUUUCCCACACAUUCUUCCUCUGGAAUAUGGUGGUACAGAAUUCUCCAUGGAGGACAUUUGUCAGGAGUGGACAAAUUUCAUAAUGAAGUCUGAAAAUUACCUCAGCAGCAUUUCACAGAUCAGUCAAUGAGAAGAAGUUACUUAAUGUCAAUGACUUCCUAAUUAUAAAUACAUGAGUGAGAUCCUACCUGGUUAUAUGAAUGAAAGAAAAAAAAUCCUUUAAGCUAAUUAACAUUUUUCUGAUUGAUCUUUUAAAAUGUAAAACUCUUCUGACAUGAGCAACAUGGAUAUUUGGGAAACUUCUUGACUUUUUAAAUGCAUUUUCUGUAUCUUUCAAGUAGUUAAAUGUUAGUAUACCUUAAAAGCAUAGAAAGGAUUCCUGAUUUUUAUACUUGAAAGUAUCUCCUAAAGUAGCUGUUUCUGAAAAGUUUCAUUUUCCACAAGUUAUCUGACUACAUUGGUUUAGUAAUAAAUGUAUAAAUGGUCCACUGAAAAGAAGAAUUAGCACAAAUCAACUGAUGAUGAAAAUUAUUAACUCCCACCUUGGGUGGAUGUCAGAUUAGAUUAUAAUUCAGAUUAAAAUCUGAAUACAGUUUUACAGAGUUAUUCUGUGGACCAGCAAGAUAGUUCAUCUCAGGAAAGUUCUAUUUCAGUAUAUUUACACAAUAGGAACUUUUGAUUGAGGAGUCUGUACACCAUAAACUAUUGUAUGUAGCAUCUAGACCUCUUUAUGAAAUUACUCAUGUUGAUACAAUUGAUAAUCAAAAAUAAUUUAGGAAAUAUUUCAGGUAUAGCUGAUGGUUUCUUAAUAUUAUUUCUGCAUUUUCAAAUAAAUCUAGAAUGUAAUUUUGACUUCAGUUUUUGGUUAUUCUUAUCAUGACUACAUAGAGAAUUAGAAAUGGAAUAAUAUUUAAUUGUCAUACAUGGACUCUAUUUUUAAUUGAACAAUAACACAACUACACAAAAGAAAGAAAAUGUUUACAUUUUAAAAAUCACUGUCAGUUACACCUGGAACUUUUCACAUUAUGUAUGAAAUAAUUUUACUUUUACUAUAUAUCAGAAUAUUCUAGCCAAAUUCUAAUUCACAUUUACUUUAAAAAACCAGUAAAGUGUGCUGUUUGUAUUAUAGUUUAUGUCAAAGAAUAUUUCAUUUAUUGACACAAUGUCAGUAUAGCUUUCAAUUUAUGACAAUUUUAUAGUGUUUCAUGAUUUUUUUUAUUUUAUUUUAAGCUUGAAAAUAAAAAAACACAGGGUGCAAAAUUUGUUAAACAUUUGUUCAGCUUACUUGGGUUUCAACAUUAAUCAUACAAUAGUAUCUUUGUGAAAGGAUAUAUGAAGGGUGUUUUUCUUUAUAAGAAAAUUAUUCUAAUCAGGUGAGCUGAUACUUGUGAUUCUCUGUACAUAUGUCUAUGAAAAAAUUGAGAGCACUUGUGAAUGUUCUUUAGAGAACAUACUUAAUUUUGACUUGGCAUUGGGAAGCUAACUUUACAUUAUAAUUUUUAUUAAAAAAUUAGAUCAUGCCUGUUUUCUAAAAAAAAAUUAUAAAGUCUUCCUUACAAAAUCAUAUAAUUCACAAAAUUGUAUAAUUAGAAAUAACAGCAGAAUAAACUCAUUGAAAAAGCAUAAACAAUAACAAGAACAAAAAGCUCUGGUUUACCCAACUUUUAUUCCUCUGUAAAGGAGGUUUAUAUCAGAGUUCUACUUAAUUUACUUUUGGGUACUUAAAACACUUUCUUAUGACACUGUGAAGCACACGAAUAAAGGGUAAUAUUUAAAGAUGUCUCUUAAAUGUGAUUUACUGGUGAUGUCAUUAGCAGUAAAUAGAAUUAAAAUACGUCAAUCAACAGAAGUACAUUUCAUGAUGGGACUUUGACAUUUUUUUUAAAUAUCACUGAAGAACAUUAAAAGAACAAUGUGAAAUGAGCAGGCAAUUUUACAAGGUGGUAAGAUAAAUAACUAUCUAAUUGUCUCUAUUACUUUACUGUAAUUGCACCAGAAGUGCCUUUUAUUUAUAAGGUUAACACUAACAUGUGCUCAGUAUGUUAGUGAACUGCACAAUAAUUUAUUUGUUUUAAUAUUGUUCAAAAGAAAAUAAAGAUCUUUCACAU
This is a messenger RNA of Neomonachus schauinslandi (Hawaiian monk seal), 2932 nucleotides long. It is a transcript of the gene TTPA, whose product is annotated as alpha tocopherol transfer protein. NCBI's taxonomy places the organism in Eukaryota, Metazoa, Chordata, Mammalia, Carnivora, Phocidae. The coding region runs from base 118 to 954 and encodes 278 amino acids. The record is from RefSeq and is a predicted model, not a curated record. The transcript is spliced from 5 exons. Gene Ontology annotation, molecular function: phosphatidylinositol bisphosphate binding. Gene Ontology annotation, cellular component: membrane.